Molecule: messenger RNA, 1817 nt
Organism: Merops nubicus (carmine bee-eater)
Lineage: Eukaryota; Metazoa; Chordata; Aves; Coraciiformes; Meropidae
Product: FERM, RhoGEF and pleckstrin domain-containing protein 1
Exons: 15
Cellular component (GO): cytoskeleton
Molecular function (GO): cytoskeletal protein binding; guanyl-nucleotide exchange factor activity
Source: RefSeq, a predicted model, not a curated record
AUGGGUGAAACAGAGCAGAGACCAACGGCAGGAUCCCGGCUGGGAGCUCAGGAAAAUGCUGGGAUCAGUACCUUGGAGCAUGGACAGAAACCACCUACAACACCUCCAGGAAAACUCAUCUCCAUCAAAAUUCAAAUGCUGGAUGACACACAAGAAACUUUUGAUGUUCCGCAAAGAGCUCCAGGGAAGGUUUUGCAUGAUGCUGUUUGCAACCACCUGAAUCUCGUUGAAGGCGACUAUUUUGGCCUUGAAUUUCCAGACCAUAAAAAGAUGAUGGUGUGGCUUGAUCUUUUGAAGCCUGUUAUGAAACAGAUUAGGAGACCGAAGCAUGUUGUUGUAAAAUUUGUGGUAAAAUUCUUCCCACCUGACCAUGCUCAGCUGCAGGAGGAACUGACAAGGUACCUAUUUGCAUUGCAAGUAAAGCAGGACCUGGCACAGGGAAGGCUAACAUGCAAUGAUACCAGCACUGCCCUCUUAAUCUCACACAUAGUACAGUCUGAGAUUGGGGAUUUUGAUGAAACCAUAGAUCGUGAACACUUAGCGAAGAACAAAUAUAUACCUCAGCAAGAAGCACUAGAAGACAAAAUCAUGGAAUUUCACCGUAACCACAUGGGACAGACACCAGCAGAGUCUGACUUCCAGCUUCUGGAGAUUGCCCGUCGGCUGGAGAUGUACGGGAUCCGCUUGCAUCCAGCCAAGGACAGGGAAGGGACAAAAAUCAACCUGGCUGUUGCCAACACAGGCAUCCUAGUGUUUCAGGGUCACACCAAGAUCAAUGCCUUCAACUGGGCUAAGGUUCGAAAGCUGAGCUUCAAGAGGAAGCGUUUUCUGAUCAAACUACGGCCUGAUGUGAAUAGUUCAUUCCAGGACACCCUGGAAUUCCUUAUGGCCAGUCGUGAUUUUUGCAAGUCUUUCUGGAAGAUCUGUGUGGAGCAUCAUGCCUUUUUCAGGCUCUUUGAGGAACCUAAACCAAAGCCUAAACCCGUUCUUUUUUCUAGAGGUUCAUCAUUUAGGUUCAGUGGUCGGACUCAGAAGCAAGUUCUUGACUAUGUUAAAGAAGGAGGGCACAAAAAAGUGCAGUUUGAAAGGAAACACAGCAAGAUUCAUUCCAUCAGGAGUCUGACUGCACAGCCUUCAGAACAGCAUACAGAGGUGCCAAAACAAAGCUCUAGCUUUGCCCAUGGAGACGACAAUGAUGCUGGAGCGGUGCAGAGCAGCCGGCAAGGAAAGGAACUGAAAGCUUCAACAGAAGACACUGGACAGCACAAGAGCCCUUCCUUGAAGAAGAGCCCAAAGGAAGUCAGAAAGGUGGAUGGAGCAGUGGUGUCAGCAGUGGAGGAAGAAGAGGAGGCUGCUAAGGACAGGAUGCAGCAGAACAGACCUCAAUCACAGCAACCAAGCACAGGUUCUCUGACUGGCAGCCCUCACCUUUCAGAGCUUUCCGUCAAUUCCCAAGGAGGACCAUCGGUGGUAAAUAUGUCUUUAUCUCCAAACUUGAGCCCCGAUGCCAAGCAGUCAUCUCCCUUGAUCAGCCCUUUGCUGAAUGACCCAUCGUGCAUCAGGACUGAUGAUGAGGAAGAGGUCAAAAGAAAGAGAUUCCCAACUGAGAAAGCUUACUUCAUUGCUAAAGAAGUAGCUACCACGGAGCGAACCUACCUGAAGGACCUCGAAGUCAUCACGUCGUGGUUUCAGAAUGCAGUGAGUAAAGAGGAUUGCAUGCCCGAGACACUGAAGAAUCUCAUUUUCUCCAACUUUGAACCUUUGCACAAAUUUCACACUGGUUUUCUCAAGGAAACUGAGCAGAGACUUGCUCUGUG